Molecule: messenger RNA, 2115 nt
Organism: Blastomyces gilchristii SLH14081
Lineage: Eukaryota; Fungi; Ascomycota; Eurotiomycetes; Onygenales; Ajellomycetaceae
Product: shugoshin C terminal domain-containing protein
Exons: 4
Coding region: 1-2115 (704 amino acids)
Biological process (GO): meiotic chromosome segregation
Cellular component (GO): chromosome, centromeric region; nucleus
Source: RefSeq, a predicted model, not a curated record
AUGGCGAGGUUGAAUGAUAUCCCCGUUGCUGCGGAAUCAGUCGAAUCUUUAAAACGUCGGUUCAUACGGCAAAAUCGCGAAAUUGCGCGUGCGAACUCUAUGCAAUCUCUCCGUAUACGCACUCUAGAAUCCGAAGUCUCUCGCCUUCUUACGGAAAAUGCUUCCCUUCGUGAGGAGGUCAUCGCUACAAAUCAAGAACUUGAAAAGUUCAAGCAUGAUGGACAAUUGGGUUGUGAAAUCGAUAACCUAAAAUCGAAACUGGAUGCAAAGCUGGCUGAAUUUGGAAGCUUGAUUGCAGACUUGGGCUCAUUACCUCAGAGAAGAGGUCUGGCUGGGAAGUCACGGCAAAGAUCCAUUGGUGGAGAAUUCCAAAUUUCUCCGGAAGCGGCUCGUCGGAGAUCUCUAAUGAAGGCUGCUCGACAGGUGACGGAUGAGGGUCGGCUUCCCGCUAUUGUGGAAGACAAAUUUUACCCCAGAUUAACGCUAGAAAGUGAGGAUUUUGCCGAUCUAGCAGGCAGUGAGGGAGGAGAAAACGAUUCGCCUGAGAUAAUUUCCACGCCAGUUCUAACAAUCCCGAACACGGUGGACUCCUCCGCAGAUGAAGAGCCUGCAAUGAUUUUUGGAGCCAACGAAAAUAUAAUUCAGCCCUCACCGUCCAUUUCGAACUUGGGGGCAAGGAGAAGGAAGAGGGAUAGUUCGUUGCUAAAUAGUACGCCCCGGAGCAAAGCAAUGGAAAGCAAGGAGCAAGAAUUUGUGCCGAUACAUAUUUCAAAAUCUGGAUCCAAACGCAAGCUUAGUGUACGGGAUGACGACGAAGACUUGAUGUCACAAGACUUAAAUGACCAUGACGAUUUCCACUACACUCGAUUAGCCGGGUUAUCUACCUAUACCUCAAGAAAUCCCGACGUAGAGCCUGAAGGGACACCAACAAAAGUCAACGCGGACAAGGCAGAAAGCCAGCGAGUGGAAAGAACUACUGUUCGGCCUGCCCUAGGGCCUAAAAGUACAAAUAUCAAGCAAAGAUCCUCCUCGCCUACCAAAAAGAAUCCAGGCGCUGGGGGUUGGGAAAAGGAGAUCCCAAAGCCUAACCCUAAACCACCAAAGAAUAGAAGCCACAAUGCCAUUGACAAAUCAAUGCGAACAGUUCACGUUCCUACUACUGAGCAAACGAAACAGGGCGUUGUGGAUAUUGAUCUAGCGCAGGAACGGGGCCCUGUCGAGGAAAACAGGGACACUGAACAGGCUUCAACAUACACUUUGGAAACUCUUCGAGAAGCCAGAGAUACGCCACCCUUACCCACGGCUGGGACGACCCGUCCACCCCGCAGAUCCCGAGGUUCUAUAAGCUACGCGGAGCCAAAUCUUAGGGAUAAAAUGCGGCGACCUACCAAGGAACUUGUAGAUGCUGUUAGCGGUGAUGUUCGCUUCAGACGAUCCUCGAAGUCUCAUCUCGACAUGGCCAAGGAAAGGUGCAGUGAAGAAAGCAGCCAUAAUUUCGACGUAUCUUCAAUGGCCUAUAAUGACUCAUGCGCGACUUCUCUAGAAGGGAAAGAUCAAAAUUUGAUGAUGGAGUUGCCCUCUAAUGUCACGGCCGACAGGAAACGCCGGACACUCUCCAUAACUAAAUUCGAUUUUGUAACUGUUCCAGCAACGGGCCAGUCGACGUCAAGUGUGGCUAUAUCAACUCUUAUGGCAGGAAGUAAAAGGCGAAGUCAUCGAGAAAGAGACACUGCUGAAAGCUCCGUCGACUAUGAACAAGGUGUUGGUGCUGGUAAUGGUUCCACUCGUUCUUCUCGAAGACACUCCUCCAAUCCGACUACAGGUGGAACAAACUCAAGGUCACGUAGAAGCAAAAGUUCUGCUCUCCUUGCAAAGGAAAACGCCGUGAAUGUCCAGGCUGUCUUGGAAUCGGCAAGGCUCAAUGUGAAUAGCAAACUGGGUAACGAUUACCACCAGCAUGCUUCUUCCUCUUCGAUCUCUUCGUCCAAUCCAAGAGCCACAAAGGUCGUUUCGGAAUUCGACUAUGACGCUUUUCUUGAAGCGCAGGAAGACGCGUCUGAGGUUAGGAGGGUGCAGCGACUUGCCACAUCGAGGCGGCGGAGUAUGAUGUUGUGA